GAGGAGACACCACCGCUGAGUUUCAAGCACUGUCACAGAGUCAUGGAGGGGAAGGAGCGACCUACUGGAGGGCCUUAUUUUGUAGGGAAGAAGGAUGAACUGAUUGAAGCAAAUCGCUCUUUCAGAACACUAGAGGAUCGAGAUAUACUCGUCAUCCACCACCAGGGCAACUUCUAUGCUAUCGACUCCUACUGCUAUCAUGCUGGGGGAAUGCUGCAAGAUGGAGACAUUGAGGAACUUGGCGGCAAGCUGUGCAUAAUUUGUCCAAACCACAAGUACAAGAUCUCCCUUGCCAACGGGGAGGGCAUAUACAAGGCCAGCGACCCCAGGGUAAAGCCGCCCGUGCCCAGAUGGUACUCCAAAGGUUUGAAGCAGCGGACCCACACUGUCACUGAGACCAAUGGGGAUGUCUACGUCAAGCUCUCUGAGGACAAGUGCUGGCUCGAGUCAGACUUCUACCAGGGAGAGAAGGGCAAGGUGGAAAGGGCCAAAGCUGCAGCUGAGAAGAAAACAUAGUAGUAUAACAGAUGGAUAAGGAUCGUAUAGUCUCCAAUGAUCUCCUAUAAAUGAUGCAUGAUGACGCUAUGCAAAAGAUGUCAGUUGUCAUGUAACCAUAAGGCGUGCAUGGCCUUAGAAAUGGGCUACUUAGAAUGAGUACUUUUAAAUUAAAUUGUUGUAAUUAUGGUUUGGUAGUUGUUUACGUCAUAUUAAAAAGUUUACUACAGAAUUAGGUCACUUAUUCAUAUGUCAUGUUGACCACUGCAUCUCAAAUCAAUCAUGUAGCUCACUAAAUAAAUGUUUUUAUGGGUGAAUUUUGAUUUCUGAUUCUCUGUUCUGAAAUCGGUCAGUUGGUAUUAGAUAGCUGAAUGCGUACACACACUGGAGUAUCCUUCUGCAUCUUAAUAUUCCUCAUGUAUUAUGCAUGCAGUGACUGAAUCAAUAAGAUAAAAAGGUUUAUACUGAUCAAUACUGUCCCAAAGUGGAAAAUCGUUAAUGUAAAAUAUAAAGAUCAU
This is a messenger RNA of Centropristis striata (black sea bass), 1013 nucleotides long. RefSeq names its product Rieske (Fe-S) domain containing (gene rfesd). The record is from RefSeq and is a predicted model, not a curated record. The transcript is spliced from 4 exons. Gene Ontology annotation, molecular function: 2 iron, 2 sulfur cluster binding. The coding region runs from base 43 to 516 and encodes 157 amino acids. Lineage: Eukaryota; Metazoa; Chordata; Actinopteri; Perciformes; Serranidae.